Molecule: messenger RNA, 1511 nt
Organism: Rhineura floridana
Lineage: Eukaryota; Metazoa; Chordata; Lepidosauria; Squamata; Rhineuridae
Gene: NSMCE4A
Product: NSE4 homolog A, SMC5-SMC6 complex component
Exons: 11
Coding region: 136-1275 (379 amino acids)
Biological process (GO): DNA repair
Cellular component (GO): Smc5-Smc6 complex; nucleus
Source: RefSeq, a predicted model, not a curated record
UUCUAUCUCUAUGUCCUACAUACCGUAGCUUCUUUCCCCCUCCUUUCCUAUGUUCAACAGAGCGGGAAGGAGGAGGGUGACCGGCAGGCAGGGAGGAGGCACUUGGAGUGCGCGGCGAGAAAUGACCGAGUAGCCAUGUCCGAGGCUGGGGGCAGCGACUCAUCUCGACGCUCCCGAGGCCGACACAGCGGCGCCCGUAGUGAUCCUCGACGCCGGCCACCUCAGGAGGCUCGGGGUCGAGCUGGGGAUGCUGAUGGGGGCCGAGACGGCGAAGAAGAGGAAGGGGGAGGAGGAGAGACCGGCCCGGGGCCCUCGGGCGAGAGAGCGGCCGAGGACGGUGUUGACGAGACUACGCGGCGGCUGCUCCGCCAGCAGUACCGGGACCUGAUUUCCACUGUCCAGCAGAAUCGUGAAAUGAUGCUGAGCACCAGAAAUGAUAAACUGACAGAGGCUCUGGAAGAUGCAAAUAAACUGUUUACUGGAGUGUCCCGGGCAAGGGAGGCUGCUUUGGAUGCUCAGUUCCUGGUUUUGGCAUCAAAUCUAGGAAAGGAAAAAGCAAACCAGUUGCACUCAGAUAUGACGGUGUUUGAUCCAUCUGCAUUUGCUGAAGAUUUAUUAUCAUUUAUGGGCUUAAAUCGUCUGGAAAGGGAAGAAAGUGAUAGUGAAGAGGAACAGGUUGCUGGUGGAUUUUUACCUAGUAAUGCUUGGAAUAAACUUGGUGAUGAAGCAAAAAAAUACUUUAGAAGAGCACCAGUUUUUCACUUCAUGUUGGGAGCGUUUACUGCUGAUCCUCCUGUUGAGAGGCCGCGAAUUGAGAGGCAGCGAAAGAAGCCAGGGUCAGAAGAAGGAAGGGCUAUGCCUGCACAGUUGAAAAAAAUGGAAGAAUCUCAUCAAGAAGCUACAGAAAAAGAAGUGGAGAGAAUCUUGGGAUUCUUACAACUCUAUUAUGGAGAAGAGCCUGAUAAUCCAAUAUCCUUCCUUGAGUUUGUGACUGAUCCAAAUUCUUUUGCACGAACUGUGGAAAACAUGUUUCAUGUUUCAUUCUUAAUAAGGGAUGGACUUGCAAGAAUAAAGUUGGAUCAGGACAAGCUUCCUAUAAUAGAGCCUAUAAAUCCAGAAGAAGAAAAUGACCAGGAUUCUCAAGCACGGAAACAAGCAGUCAUAUCAAUGAGCUAUCAAGAAUGGCAGAAUAUUGUGAAGACUUUUGAAAUUUCACAGCCCAUGAUUCCACCUGCCACACAGACACGAGAUGGAGCCAGUAUGAAUGUUUCCUAAAGUUCUAUAAGAGGAUGGUGCUGCUGACCAAUAUCCUGUUGAAAUUUUGCCAGGAGGAUGGCAGAGUGGAAACUAGCUAAGACUUCCUGUUAAAGGAUUGGAUAUUUACUUGAACAGGAGUAACAUUUGGAGGUUUUUCUCUCUCCAGGUGAUGAUGUUGUAUUAUACAACGUAAGUUAUGGUUUAUGUGCUGUAACAGCAAAUGAGUUUGAAAUUAAAGAUUGUGCCUUCUUGCA